AUGCAAGCACCGGGCAACGACUCGGCGUCAAUCCUCACGCAUCAUACCUCGAGGACAUCUAUUAGGGGUCCGCAGUUCACUCUAGACAAGUUCUCUAGCAAAGACUUCAUAGUCAAAGACUUUAUCGAGGACCUUUCCGACGCUGCCGUACCCGCAUCACGAAAGUCAGGACCCUCUGGCCAACAAACCUUCGACCCCAAACCUCUCAUCCGCACCUUCGAACAUGCCCUGACGCGACUCAAUAAUCUAUCCGAGGACCUAGAAGAGAAGGAGAACGAACUAUCGGGAGCUGUGAGGCGGGCGGAGGCGCAACACAAUCAGAAUGUCGAGUCAUUAGGCCGAAGACUCGAGCAAGCCAUUGACCGCUUCCAGAAGCUGGAUAGCUCGCUCAAUGGCAAUGAUGAUGGAGGCCCAGAUGCUGGCGGUAAUAUCGCCAUGCGCAUAGGCGAGCGCCUAGAAGAGCUGGACCGUCAAAGGAAAAGAGCCCUUGAUGCCAAGUUCCUGAUCGAAUGCUGGCAGGAAGUCAGCGAACGUGGCGAACUGAAUAUCCUCGAAGAUCAGCGAAGAAGCGGCGACAUUGUCCGGUGUGCUGAGUUUGCACGCCAGCUGCUGAGAAUCAGCAUUCGUUUGGAUCCUGAGAUCAAUCCGCGCAUCAAUGGCGAAGGACAGAACGGCGCGAAGAGGAGGCUAGCGCAGCAAUCGAAGCACAACACCAAGGAAGUCAUCGAGAAGUUCUUGGAGAGGCUCGAACAAGAUCUACUCAGCAAAUUCGACGAAUGCUAUCGACGGCCAAACUACAACGGCAUGCGCGAUUGUGCAAUAGCUUUGAGAGGCUUCAACGAUGGCUCCAGUGUUAUUACCACCUAUGUCAACCAGCACUCGUUCUUCAUCGACCGUACUCAGCUUAUCACCGAUGAGGUUUCGUCGGACUUGCAAACGUGGGAGCACCUUCAGGAUCCGGAUGCCCAACCACCAGUCGUUGAGCCAACACUGCAAUCUCUGAUCGAUGAAGUCAAGAUUGUCUUGCAAGAGGAAUCCGCCAUAAUCAGGCGAGCUUUCCCAUACUACGAAGAGGUGCUGAUAAGAUUCAUGGAACGAAUAUUCCAGCAAUCAAUACAACAGCGACUAGAGAUGGUAUUGGACAAAGCAAGCGAUCUCUCGUCCCUCGCUUUCCUACGCUCUCUACAGGCCUCGAAAAUCUACGUCACCCAACUUGUCGAAGACCUCAAAACACACGGCCUAACAGAGCACCCAGAACCCGUCACCUCACAAGUGGCCGCCACAUUAGAUCAGCAGCUCGAAGAGCUCUUCGCAUCAUAUUUCAUUGGUGAGAGGUACAUCGAGCGAGAGAAGAAGAAUCUCGAGGAACAAUACUCAUCAUUGCUCUUAAAGUUUACCAUUUACCACUCGCGGCGGAGCAAAAUGCCGACCUCAUACUUCGGGUCACUUGCUCAACGAGGUAAAGAGCUGGCUGCAUCGGCUCGUGACAAAUACAUGGACCGUCUUGAGAGCACAGACCUGCCAGCCAGUCAGAAGGCGACACUUCUACGCCUUGCUGGCUUGAAGGAAGAUCAACAGGAGAAAAAAGACAUCGAGGUAACAGAUGAAGAUGGCAGAAUAUCACUGUCUGCUGCUAAGCGUAUGUUGAAGUGGUUGGCAGAGGGCGUUGGGCGUGGGUUAGAGGUGUCACCAGGGAAUGAGACGCCGAAGGAUGUGCAAGUCUUACUGAGCCUCCUACUACGGCAAAUGGGUGAGAUUUAUCUCGAGACUGCACUGGAGGCUGCCCAAGACCAUGCUGCUGCACAGGAGAACUCGAAGACCCCACCCGACCUUACUCAUCUUCCAUCUCUACACGACAUAACCACCAUCCUACAUCUUCUCCAACAAACAUCCACGACAAUCCUCCUCCCACUUUGCACGCCUAAUCUUACCAUCCGCCGCGAUAUUGAGAAAUCCACAAACACCACAAUGGCAACCCUCGAAUCGAAGCUCUCCAACAUUAUCAACCUCACACUAACAGCCUCUCUAAAUUGGGUGAACAAGUGCCUAGCCCAACAGAAGAAGACCGAUUUCCGACCUAGAGAGGAAGACCAUAUGGUCAUGAGCGAAACCCAAGCCUGCCGCGAAGUCUCCACAUUCCUGACCCGUGUAGCCACACAAGCUACAGCCGCCCUCUCCGGGCGCAACCUUUCCCUGUUCCUCGCCGAACUCGCGCGCGGGCUACGCUCCCUCGUCCUCGCUCACCUCCUAAAAUUCACCAUCUCGCAAGUCGGCGGCCUCAGCGUGUCCAAGGACAUGAAUCGCUAUGUUGAACUCGUCAGAGGGUGGCCUACGGGUGAAGAGCUGGAAACCGGGGCCAUGGAUGUGUUGACGGAUGUCAGCACGUUGUUCAUCAUUGGGCCGGAGGCAUUGAGGGAUCGACUGAGGGCUGCUGGGGGCAUGGAUGCGCAGGAGCUGAAAGGAUAUAUCGGGCGGAGAGACGAUGUCAAUACGAUUGGGGUGCAGAGCGUGCUUAGUGGGUUUUAA
Molecule: messenger RNA, 2526 nt
Organism: Cucurbitaria berberidis CBS 394.84
Lineage: Eukaryota; Fungi; Ascomycota; Dothideomycetes; Pleosporales; Cucurbitariaceae
Product: exocyst complex component Sec10
Exons: 3
Coding region: 1-2526 (841 amino acids)
Biological process (GO): exocytosis; Golgi to plasma membrane transport
Cellular component (GO): exocyst; cytoplasm
Source: RefSeq, a predicted model, not a curated record